AUGUCUCCAGCCCUGGAGGCCCCUUCAAAUGGGGAUACCGAGCCGUUCGACAUUGUGGCUACAUACCACAAGCUCCUGCAGACAGACCCCGACCUGACGAUGCCUAUAGCCGCUAUAGAAGCGUUGGUCCUGCUUCUAACCCAUUCGCCUUCCUCUACCAUCUCCGAAACCCUCGAUCUACUAAACAAACACACCGAACACCUCAAACGGUCCAUUCCCAACCCCAUCGGCCUAUCUGCCGGCACAGAUCUCUUCCAGCGGUACCUGAUAUCGACGCUUCAGCGGCCGGGGAAGCUGGGUCCGGCCGGCGACUUUGAUGCCAUCCGAGCUCACCUGCUGUCGAACGGACGGCUGUUCAUACAGCGAGCCAAGGAAAGCAGAGCUAAGAUUGCGGCCUUUGGGAGCGGGUUUGUCAGAGACGGCAGCACCGUGCUGACCAACGGGGGAUCUCGUGCGGUGGGCGCCAUGUUGCAGAAGGCUGCGGGGGAAGGGAGCCAAGGUGCUCCAGCUAUUCGGUUCCGAGUCAUCUACGUGCUCCCGAACGGCCACAGCCACGAGAAGUCACGUAGCGCCGUACCCGAAGGGAUGGAUACGGUCGAGAUACUGCGUUCCAAGGGCGUUCCCGUCGCGACGGUGCCCGAGUCUGCGGUUGCGUACUCGAUGGGGAUGGUAGACACGGUCAUCGUGGGGGCUGAAGGGGUAGUCGAGAACGGGGGUAUAAUAUCCCGUAUGGGAACGUACCAGAUGGGCCUGCUUGCGAAGGCGAUGGGGAAACCAUUCUAUGUUGUUGCCGAGAGCCAUAAGUUUGUGAGACUGUUCCCGCUUGGCCAGUAUGAUUCGCCGGUCGAUCAGCGGGUUAUCGACUUCAAGACGGCCACGGCCACCGAGAAGCAGAGCCCGAAGUCCUCCGACUCGAAAGACGACCAGCGACUGAUUCCCGAUAUCGUGGACUACACACCACCGCACCUAAUAACCGCACUCAUCACGGAGGCGGGCGUGCUCACCCCAAGUGCCGUCAGCGAGGAACUGAUCAAGAUCUGGUUCUGA
This is a messenger RNA of Microsporum canis CBS 113480, 1047 nucleotides long. Its product is annotated as translation initiation factor eIF-2B subunit alpha. Bases 1 to 1047 code for a protein of 348 amino acids. The record is from RefSeq and is a predicted model, not a curated record. Lineage: Eukaryota; Fungi; Ascomycota; Eurotiomycetes; Onygenales; Arthrodermataceae. Gene Ontology annotation, cellular component: eukaryotic translation initiation factor 2B complex. Gene Ontology annotation, biological process: translational initiation. Gene Ontology annotation, molecular function: translation initiation factor activity; guanyl-nucleotide exchange factor activity. The transcript has 2 exons.